Messenger RNA from Chara braunii, 2171 nucleotides. NCBI's taxonomy places the organism in Eukaryota, Viridiplantae, Streptophyta, Charophyceae, Charales, Characeae. The record is from the annotation of a GenBank genome assembly.
UGGCGAUGAUCACAGUGACGGAGGAGAUAGGCCACGACCUGCACAUGGUGACACGAUGCGCGCCGACGGGGCAGGGGGCGAGCACCGCAUAGCAGUAGAUGACGCUCGAGAUGGAGUGCAUGAUGAUGGUUCACGACCUGUCUCGGGCGGUGACCUGAGGCGCUUGAAACGCGGACCAAGGGAAAAAGACACUAUCGCUUCACGUGUGCGCAAACGUCACGGUGGGGUUGCUAGCAUUCCACUAUCACGAGUCCCCUCAACUGGGCAGAUUCCUGUUUCUGAGGACUCUUUCAGCGAUUACGACGGCGAGGAGCGGAUCGAGCUGCAUGGCGGGAGCGGUCAUCCACGAGGUGACACUUCGAGUAUGCACGCGACAGCUCCGAUGGGGCCUUCCGCAGCWGUCCYAGAAUCGCAACAGGGUCCAGCACCGUUGAUGCGUCAUCCCRAGGUUCAKGGAGAGAUCAGYCCUCUCCCGGCAGUGCGGGACGAGGGUUCUGUCGGUGCACUGCAUCCACUCACGUCUGCCGGAGYGGCAGUCUCAGUUGCAGCGACCUCGGAUGUGGGACAACCACUGGCAGCGGCGGAGCAAGAAAGUAUGCUCCCACCUCGCAGUGUUCAACCGCGGCCACCGUCUGCAUUGAUGGAGGGGAGUCAGGGGACCGUUGUUGUGUAUCAAGGCGACGAUCUCCGGGAACGUGAUAUCUCACACACUCCCGCAGCCGAGCAGAGCGCCGCAGACCAUGUCGGCCUCGCAUGCCCCACCGGCAGUCUUCCGGGUACCGACGAGUUACUGACCAUGGACUCUGCGCUCGUUUCUCUACCGGACUUGUCGACGUUGAUAUCCCCAGGUCUACCCCAUGUGUCACCGCCCAAGCCACAACAGCCUGUUGUCAUGGAGCGUGGAUCGGACGGGUUUGACGUGGCAGGAGGCGAUAUCGCCGAUAUGAUUACGAGCCCAAUGGUGUCUGCCACGCCCACAAUUUUUCAUGUUGGCAAACUACGCGAGGUGGCCCUUGGUUUGGCGGAGACGGCGACGCGACACCGCCGCGACGGUCAGCGCAGCAUUGCACAACGCGGUCUUUGUCAUUCGUUUGACGACGCAGAGGAAGGGUCUCCUCGUGGGCCAGUUGACACACUCGAAAGAGAAGCAAGACCCCCAAGUCCGCCGUCAAACUCAGAGCAUCAUCCGAUUGCCGCGGCUGUCGGCGCAGAUGCGGGUGUCCCCGUCACAAGCAGUGGCGCGGACGCGACAGAACAGCUUGUGGUUGGGUCAUCGGCGACAGCACGGCGCGACAGAGCCACUGUUUUGCCGACAGUGGCAUUCUAUGCCAGCGGGAAGAGUACUGGGGGGAUGGAUGAGCAGGGAGUCCGGAACGUUGGCAGACCAUCUGCACCGUCUAUGGGGAAACGAUCCAUUGGGAGUGUGGAUGGUGCUCGGCACACCGCCAUGGCAGACUUUGAGGACCGACACGGGAGUGCUUUGCCGACGAAGACGUCUGAUGUCCAUGCUACGAGAGUCGCAAAGGCGAGUCUUUCUCGGGCAAGGAAGAAGGCCUCGGCAAGGAAGGCGUCACGUUCAUCCUCACAUAUGCGUUCCCGAGAGAGAGGAUCGGGCGUUGUGCAUCUCGAGGACGGAGAGAUUGCACCUGACGGCGACGCAUUGGAUGUUGGAGGGAGGGAUGCAACGACGGCGGAUAUCGUCGGCAGGGAGGACACAGGGAAUGCAGUGGCAGAUCAGAAGAGACGUGGCAGUGUACUUAUCGUCCACGAUGACAGCACAGAUGUCGCCCCGGGAGAGACCACAGGCACUGAUGAUGCAGGGGACUCCGAUAACGUACCCAAACCACGGGCGGCAGAUGGAGAUGAUGGAGGAGGGYGACGAGUGAGACCGAGGACACGACUCGGGCCGCAAGGGCAGCGAGCACAGGGCACACCAUCGGCGAUGAUUCCUGCCCCCAUAGAUCGGCGAGCUUUGCGAAGGAUGACCUUGCUGAGUUUUCCGUAUCCGAUUAAUCAUUCCAUAUUCUUAUAAGCAUGAGUUAUUAGUCAAUAUACUUGUCCAAACAUUUGUCGACUUGGGAGUAAGUGUGAAUCAGAAUAACACUUGUUUGCUUGAAGUCGUGGGCCGAACACUUACCCAAAACCAUGAAAAAUCAAGCAGCAACCAAAUU